AUGAUUCAACAAGUCAGCAUGUCUUUAUCUCUUGCAGACUCUUUUGAAGAGGAAAUAGAAUCUCUACUUUUAGAGCAAGAGGAUCUUACCCCAGAAAGCUUAUUUGGGUUAGAAAUGGAGUUCUCAGACUCCACAGAGUCUUCACAAGAAUCUUCUUCAGAUUCAGAUGAUAGUGAAAUACCAAUCUUGAUGAUUGGUCUGCAUGAAGAAAGUCAGAAGAAUAUUCUGGAAGAUGUAAUACAAUAUCCUCUCUCUCCAACCCUAUUAUCUUCCUUCUUUGUUUCUUCUCCACCUCCUGAAACUUUUCAAUUUACUACAAAAUCUCCUCCAGUCCCAUAUAUUCCCAUACAGAUACUAUCCUCAAAAUACUCCAAGCCUGUACCAGUAAUAGCUUUCUUUGACACUGGAGCUCAGAGAAGCAUGAUGAACCCAAUGGUUCUCCCAUCAGAGUAUUGGAGGCCCCAUGAUCAGUUCUUUAGGGCAGCCAACGGUCAAACCUUCAAAACCACUCUGAUCACAAGACAGAAGAUCGGAAUUCAGUUCUUUCCUGAUUGCGUUGUAUGGACGCACAUCAUUGGUUCAGAUCUUCCAAACAAGGAUAUCCUGAUAGGAUUUGAUGUUUAUCACCAAGCUCAAAAGCUCCAAAUCCUUCCAACUAGUAUAAAGUUCAAGAGACAGUUUCGGUCAUACACUGAAACUUCAAAUCUGUUUUCUGUGACGGAUACUAUUCCUCCAUUCCUUCCAUACACAGAAAAAUUCCUUCAGUUCUGUCCGGAAUCUCAUUCACAUUUCCAACAUCCUCUUCCUCUGUGGAAAAAUCCACAAUUCUAUAUCAGCCUCCCCUUCAAACUUAAUGAAGACAUUAACCCUACUAAAGCCACACACAUGGAAAUGUCUCCCACAGACCUAGCCCUUGCCCGAUCAGAAUGCCUGACACUGUUACAGCAUGGUCUAAUUGAGCCCACUACUUCACAAUGGGCUUGCCAAGCCUUUUAUGCGGAGAAAAGGUCUGAAAGAAUCCGAGGAAAGAAGAGGCUUGUCAUAGACUACAAACCCUUAAACCAUUUCCUUCAAGACAACAAAUUUCCUCUCCCUCGAAUCUCAAAUCUCAAGGUCCACAUCCAAAAGGUCCAGUACUAUUCCAAAUUUGACCUAAAAGCGGGCUUUUGGCAACUCGGUAUCCAGCCCACAGAGAGAUACAAAACUGCAUUUUGUAUCCCUAAUGCCCAAUACCAGUGGACUGUUAUGCCUUUUGGGCUCAAGACGGCCCCAUCUCAAUUCCAGAAGACAAUGAUUGAGAUUUUUGGGCCUAUCCUUUACUCUUCUUUGAUCUACAUCGACGACAUCCUUCUAUUCUCAGAAACAGCAGAGGACCAUCACCAACUGUUACAACAGUUCCUUGCCAUCAUCCAAAAAUAUGGCAUUAUGCUAUCUGAAAAGAAGAGCUUUAUUGGCCAACGAGAAAUUGAAUUUCUCGGAAUGCAUUUCAAGAAUGGCCAGUACACAUAUGGUCCCCACCUGACAAAGGAACUUGAUAAUUUUCCGGAAGAGAAUUUAUCAGCAAAACAAAUUCAACAGGUUGUAUCAUUGAUGCUUGAAAAAUUGACGGUGCUGAGGAAGAUUCCUCAGUUCUUGUAA
Ricinus communis (castor bean) is the source of this 1638-nucleotide messenger RNA. RefSeq lists its product as uncharacterized. Bases 1 to 1638 code for a protein of 545 amino acids. The transcript has a single exon. NCBI's taxonomy places the organism in Eukaryota, Viridiplantae, Streptophyta, Magnoliopsida, Malpighiales, Euphorbiaceae. The record is from RefSeq and is a predicted model, not a curated record.